Metopolophium dirhodum (rose-grain aphid) is the source of this 3823-nucleotide messenger RNA. RefSeq names its product polycomb protein Sfmbt-like. NCBI's taxonomy places the organism in Eukaryota, Metazoa, Arthropoda, Insecta, Hemiptera, Aphididae. The record is from RefSeq and is a predicted model, not a curated record. Gene Ontology annotation, biological process: regulation of DNA-templated transcription. Gene Ontology annotation, molecular function: zinc ion binding; protein binding. Gene Ontology annotation, cellular component: nucleus. The coding region runs from base 259 to 2844 and encodes 861 amino acids. The transcript has 16 exons.
AUCAAUUACUGGCAACUGGCGUAUGUUUGUCUUUCUUUUAUUUUCCGUUCGUCUAAUGCCUAUUCUAUUAUUUGCAAAAAUGUACCGUGUGUUUGGUGGCUAAACAUUCUUACAAUGAAACAAAUUCACACUUCGAUCAUUGGUGUGAUAUUCUGCGCUUGACUUAUUCGUUUGUUGUGUUCGAUGUCGACCCUACGCCAUUACCAAUUUCAAUUUAAGAACUUUGAUUAGUGGUUUUGAUCUACACUAUACACAACAAUGGAUUAUCCGGUUCAUAAAGAUCACAUGAAUUUUGUAUGGAUGAAUGGAGACAAUAAUAUGUUUAUUCCCCAUUCUGAAAAUGAACAUACUACAGCUAUAGAUCCGGCGUUCUUUGAUAACUCUAUGCCACAGACGGAAACUAUUCAACCUAGCAUGGAAUUGAACAAUUACAUGUUAUACAAUCAUCCAAAGGAUAUGGAUAACUCAAAUGGAAUAUGGAAAUUCCAAGCUGCACGUAGUAUUCAGAAUAUUGGGAUUUGUGAACAAGGAAGAAAAAUAAAUGCACCUAGCUCUCGAAAAAUCAAACCUAUUCAAAAUCCUGCAUUAAAAUUGAAAACUCCUAUUGCAUAUCAAAGAGAUUCAGAUCCUAACAUGUUACCUAUUGAAAAAGAAGGAAGAGCUGUUUGUAUAAAUUGCGGUGCCAUUGGCGUUAAACAUUCAUUUUACACAAAACUAAGAAAUUUCUGCAGUCAAGCUUGUGUUAAAGCAACAAUGGAAAAGUCUGCAAUCUAUUGGUCUGGGGAAACUCAAAAUAAAAAUAUUGCUGAAGAUCUAGAAUCAUCUUCUACUUCUGUAAACGAUGAACAUUUAUUUACUGAAAUGCCCAAAAUUGAUGUCAGCAAUUAUCUUAUUCCUGCUGAAAAUAGUGAAGUUAAAGAUCACCAAAUUAUGGAAGAUGAAUCUGAAUCUGAUGAUUCACUUUCUUUUACUACAUAUCCCAUUGAAGAAGAUUUAUUGUUUCCUCCUGAUAAAAAACCAUGUCGACCAAUUCCUCAAACAUAUGAUUGGGUGAAAGAUUUGACUAACAAAAAUGAUGAUGUUGUUCCUGUUCAAUGUUUCCGUUAUGCUCCUAUGGCCGACUGUUGGGAUGAUAUAGCAGUUGGAAUUAAAGUUGAAGUUGUAAAUACAGAUUGUGAUAAUUUUAGUGAAGAAUUUCCUGACUACUAUUGGGUUGCUUCUAUAGUUAAUAUUGCAGGAUAUAAAGCAAAGUUACGUUAUGAGGGGUAUGAAUCAGAAGAAAGUAGUGAUUUUUGGGUAAAUUUAUGUUCUUGUGUUGUACAUCCAGUUGGUUGGUGUGCAACAAGGGGUAAACCAUUAAUACCUCCUAAGUCUAUUCAAUCAAAACAUUGUGAUUGGAAAGAUUUUUUAGUCAAGCGUUUAACAGGAGCUAGAACAUUGCCUACAAAUUUUCGUUUAAAAAUAUUUGAAUCUCUGAAGUCAAAAUUUCGAAUUGACUUAAAUUUAGAAUUAAUUGAUAAAGAACAUAUAUCAAAAGUUAAGGUAGCCAAAAUUCUUAAUAUAAUUGGUAAACGGUUAGAAUUAAGGUAUUAUGAUGAUGAAGAACAGGUAUUUUGGGUACACGAAGACUCACCAUUAAUUCAUCCAGUUGGUUGGGCUGGUCGAGUAGGUCAUAGUUUGUGUGCUCCUGAUGAAUAUUGUGAUAGAACAUCAAAAGGUUUACGUGAUAAAGAUGAUGCUACAGAAGAUCUUUUUCCGAUAUCAAUACCAUUUAAGUCAGGAUUUCAAGUUGGAAUGAAGCUGGAAGCAAUUGAUCCUUUAAACCUUGCAUCAAUAUGUGUUGCAACAAUUAUGAAAGUGCUGAAUGACGGCUAUUUAAUGAUCUCUAUUGACUUUUAUAAUAGUACACCAAAAGAUUGGUUUUGUUAUCAUUGUACAUCUGCAAGUAUUAUGCCAGCUGGAUUUUGUAAAGCACACGGUAUUAAUUUAAAACCGCCUCAAAAUUCUAUUAAUCCUUUUGUAUGGAAAGACUAUCUAGUAAAUUCCAGCAGUAUAGCAGCUCCAGAACAUCUCUUUGAUAUGGAAAUACCUGAUCAUGGAUUUAAAUGCGGUAUGAAACUUGAGUGUACUGAUUUAAUGAAUCCUCAUUUAAUAUGUGUGGCAACUGUAGUAAGAACAGCAGGGCGGUUAGUAGAAGUUCAUUUUGAUGGAUGGGAAAAUGACUUCAACCAAUGGUUAGAUUGUUGCUCAUCUGAUAUAUUUCCAGUUGGCUGGUGUGAAUUAGUAGGUUAUAAAUUAGAAGGACCUAUCACACAAACCAUUCAAGAGCAUCGACCUAGUAAACAUAAAAGAAAAAAAUCAAGGAAACAUCAACGUGUACCAGCCAAAAAAGUUACUGUACCACAUUUAAUAGUUCAUACAAAGGUUCCUACUUCUUGUUAUACUUCUGUGGAUGUCUCUCAGAAAUGGACUGCUGACAAUAAAAUAACUUGUGUACGAAGUCCAGUUUCAGCAGCAGAACCUUUGGGUCCAGAUCAAUCUCUACCAGUUGCUAGUGUAAAUAAUGCAACAAGUAUUAAAGAAGAAGAUGAACUAAAACGAUCAUUUUUGGAAAAAGAUACAAAUUUAUGGAGUGAAAAAGAUGUAUCUGAGUUUUUACUUUUUAAUCAGUGUGCUACAUACUGUGAUGUUUUUUUAAGCCAAAAUAUUGAUGGUAUACAAUUGUUGAAUCUCACCAAAGAAGAAAUUAUACACAUGACAGGAAAUAAAGUUGGCCCAUCGCUGAAAAUAUUUGAUCUUAUACAAAAAUUAAAAAACAAAACUAAAAGAAAAAAAUACCUGUGAAUUGAUCUUAUAACUUGUGUUUGUGGUUUUAUAUGCAAACAUAAUUUAUAUUAUAAUAUUUAUAAUGAUAAUUGAUGAUAAUAAUUAUUAUUACUACCUAUGGUUAUUAGAUCGAAUUAAACUAAAUGUUAAAUAAAUAUGUAUUUAUAGUUAAAAUACUAAAUAGUCUAGUGAACAAGUGGACACUAUUCGAAUUAGAUUGGUUAAAUAGUUUUAAUUUGUAUUUUAAUAUAAUUAGAAACAAUAACAGACUAAUAAUGGAAAUCAUUUUUGCUCAACUAGUAUUUUUAAAUCUGAUUGAUAUUCAAUAUUAUUCAUUAUUUUUAGAAAAUUUAAAUUUUUUUAUGAAUGAUUGUAAUAUUCUAAAUUAUGUUAAAUUAUUUAUUAUAGUAUACAUGGGAGUUUCAUGUUAUUAACACCAAUAUUAGUGUUAUUUUACAAAUUCUUUACUUAUUAGAGACAUAUGACUUAAGUAUUGUUGAGCUUUUAAUCUGUUGACUAAAAUUAUUUAAAAAAUCACUUGUAUAAAAUAUUACAAAUUAAAACAUUGCUAGGAAGAUUUGUACAAUUUUAAUACAAUUUUUUUUUAUUAACAUUACAAUGUGAUAAAUUCAAACAUUUAAUUUUGUAUCAUUAUUAGUUUGUGUUUAAUAUUUAUGUUUAAUUUUUUUCUGUUCAACUUACAUAUAAUUUUAAUAUUUAUAUUAAUAAUAAACAGCUAAUGGCAAUCAUGGUGGGAAGGGAGUUUUAUGUACCCUUCUCAUCACCACUGUGGCCUUUUUUUUUAUACUUACUAAGCAAUAAUUUGUACGCAUUAUUAGAAUUAGAUGUUGUUGUAAUAUUGUAAUACAAUCACAGUCUAUUCAAGUAUAGUUUAGUACUAUUGAUUUAUGACGUCGCUCUUAUGAUUUUUUGACACAAUUGCAAUCUGCCAAGAGCUGAUUACUCAUGAAAAUAAAAAAUUAAUUGCCCACGUUAA